AACAUUUCAAAACAGUAACUCCAGCAUGUUGGAAGCAAUAUUGGUCAUGUUAAAAUUAGUGUAUGGCUUCCUGAGAAAAUAACUUGAAGUCACAUCUUUUAACAUAAAGCAAUUCAAUAACGUUUGAAAUACGGUAAAUACCAAUCCCGUUACCUCUGAUAAAAAUGACUUCAGGUGUUGGGAAACUUAAAAAAUAGUUUGUCUGAGAUUGUGCAGUAAACGGUUAGGCCUCUGAGCGUCGCUGUUGACCACUCAAGGACGAAAUCGCUGCUAGAGAGCUAGUCCACCAUUUCUUGUUCCUAAAAAGCAAAGCGCCAGCAAAUCAGACUCAGAAGAUCCGGAGCUGCUACGAAGCUCGAACGGUCAGUCAACCAGCUCUGUCACCUAUGAAUUAGGCCCAUGAAAGGCUCAGUUCGUUGAGAAAAUAAAAGAGGAGUCAGACAGGGGAAACUGGAACCGAAUUCAGAAAAAAAAAAUUCACCAAAAAGGAAAUGACCAAUUACCUGAGAUUCAGAAACGGAGGAGGACUGGCCAUGCUGUGCGCGCUCCUGGGGACGCUGUGCAAGACAGGAUCCGGGCAGAUCCGCUACUCGGUGCCUGAGGAGCUGGACGAAGGCUCCUUCGUGGGCAACAUCGCCAAGGACCUGGGGCUGGAGCCCCGAGAGCUGGCGGAGCGCGGAGUCCGCAUCGUCUCCAGAGGUAGGACUCAGCUUUUCGCUCUGAACCCGCGGAGUGGCAGCUUGGUCACCGUGGGCAGGAUAGACCGGGAGGAGCUGUGCGCUCAGAGCGCGCGGUGUUUGGUAAAAUUUAACAUCCUGGUUGAAGACAAAUUGAAAAUUUUUGAAAUAGAAAUAGAAAUUCAAGACAUUAAUGAUAAUGCUCCUGAUUUUCUAACGGAGGAAUUGGAAAUAAAAAUUGGUGAACUUACGGUACCAGGAACUCCAUUUCCACUUAAGACUGCAUUUGACCCAGAUGUGGGCAUGAACUCUCUGCAAAAUUACCAGCUCAGCCCUAAUGACUACUUCUCUCUGUCAACGAAGGAAAGUCCCGAUGGAAGUAAAUACCCAGAAUUACUGCUGGAAAAACCUCUGGAUAGAGAACAGCAGAGCUCCCACCGCUUAAUCCUGACUGCCAUGGAUGGCGGGGACCCUCCUCUAAGUGGCACCACCCAGAUCCGGAUCCAGGUCACCGAUGCCAACGAUAAUGCUCCGGUGUUCAGCCAGAACACAUACAGAGUUAGACUCCAAGAAAACGUGCCCCGGGGAACCUCCGUGCUACAGGUGAAGGCCACCGACCAGGAUGAGGGCAUUCAUGCAGAGAUCACCUAUGCCUUCCUCAAUGCCCCAGUAAGCACCAGCCUCCUCUUCAAUCUCAAUCCAAAUACUGGUGACAUCACAACCAAUGGUACAUUGGACUUUGAAGAGACAAAUAGAUAUAUGUUGGCUGUAGAAGCCAAGGAUGGAGGGGUACACACGGCUCACUGCAGUGUUCAGAUUGACAUUGUCGAUGAGAAUGACAAUGCCCCAGAGGUUACCUUCAUGUCUUUUUCUAACCAGAUUCCUGAGGACACAGACCUUGGAACUGUAAUAGCCCUCAUUAAAGUGCGAGACCAGGAUUCUGGGCAAAAUGGUCUGGUUACUUGCUAUAUUCAGGAAGAAGUCCCUUUCAAAUUAGAAUCUACCUCCAAGAAUUAUUACAAGCUAAUGGUUGACAGUGCU
Molecule: messenger RNA, 1718 nt
Organism: Hipposideros armiger (great roundleaf bat)
Lineage: Eukaryota; Metazoa; Chordata; Mammalia; Chiroptera; Hipposideridae
Product: protocadherin gamma-B1-like
Exons: 2
Biological process (GO): homophilic cell-cell adhesion
Cellular component (GO): plasma membrane
Molecular function (GO): calcium ion binding
Source: RefSeq, a predicted model, not a curated record